AACACUUCAUGGAGGAGGUGGCUUUCAUCGGGGUGUGAGGGCUUGGCGCCAGUCAUUGGAGAGCUCGCUGCAGCCAAACCUGUGAUUUCCCUCCAUCCCCCAUGGACCACCGUCUUCAGAGGAGAGACAGUGACUCUGACUUGCAAUGCGUCACGCAUCCACGCAGCAGAGAACAUGAAAUGGCACCGGUGGUUCCUUGGGGCAGCAGUGCUACGUGACACCCCAGGAAACACCCUCAAGGCCCGUGUCUCUGGAAUGUACAGGUGCCAGAUCCGGGGCUCACUCCUAAGUGACAGCGUCAGCUUGAUCUUUUCUUCAGAACGGCUCGUCCUUCAGGCUCCGGCCUCUGUGUUUGAAGGUGACACGCUCGUUCUGCGAUGCCGAGUGAGGCAGGGAGAGAAACUGGGCACUGUGACGUACAGCUGGAACAGGAAAGUUGUCUCCACCUCCCCAGAAGCCCGAGACCUUGUGAUACCACAAGCAAGUCUGAACAACAGUGGCUUUUAUGGAUGCUCUGGAUUUCUGCAGGGAAAUCGUUACCCAUACAGGUCAAGUGCCAGAUAUGUUAACAUUCAAGAACUAUUUCCACAACCAAAGCUGGAAGUCAUACCGCCCCAGCCCAUGGAGGGUGGCUCUGUAAACCUGAGCUGUCGGACGCAGCUGCCCCUCGAGCGGUCGGACGCUCUGCUGUCCUUCAUCUUCUUCAGGGACCAUGGGGUCAUGUUAUCGAGCUGGAGCAGGUCUCCGGAACUCCAGAUCACAGUCGUCUGGAGGGAGGACUCGGGGUCGUACUGGUGUGAGGCCUCGGAAGCCGUCUCCGGCAUCCACAAACGCAGCCUCCCCCUGCAGGUCCGUGUGCACGGUGUCCCAGUGUCUGCCGUGCUCCUGGAGACCCAGCCCCAGGGGGGCCACGUGCUUGCAGGGGAGCGUCUGGUCCUCGUCUGCUCUGUGGCUGAAGGCACAGGGGACACCACGUUCUCCUGGCACAGAGAGGACACGGGGGAGAGUCUGGGGAGCACGCGUCAGCGUUCCCAGAGAGCAGAGCUGGAGAUCCCUGCUGUCGUGGGGAGUCACACGGGGCAGUACUACUGCACAGCGGACAACGGCCACGGCCUCGCCCGCAGCGGGGCCCUGAACGUCACCGUCACAGGGACUCCAGGGAACAGAAGUGGUCUUAUUGCUUCGAAAGCUGCUGGGGUUCUGCUCAGCAUCCUUCUCCUGGCAGUGGUCCUGUGGAUCUACGCCUGGCGCCGUCGGAACUCAGGACAUGGUUUUCCCGGAAACACAGCCAGGAGCCCUCCCGCCACAGGCCCGGAAGAGGCGCCCCAGGCCGGGUGCCCUGCCCCAAGGGAGCUGCCGUGGUCAUAUGACAAAGUGCACGCCGGAGAGGGAGACUUGGUGUACUCCGAGAUCCAGUUUAUGCAGCUGGGACGGAAAGGGGCCGCCCGCACCUCCAGAACGUCUCUAGACAAGCAUGACUCGGUUGUCUACUCUGCCGUGAAGACACGACUCCCAGAGGACUCAGCUGGAGAGCUCAGGUCUCAGGAUGAAGACGCCGUGGAAAGUUAUGAGAACGUCCAAUUCGCAUGACUUGUCCCUGAUCCAAAGCCCAGCUCAAGGCCAUCCUUGGGCCCCUGGAGUGACAAGCUGGUCCCAGUGUAGCAGUUCUUCUUGCCCGUGCGCAUUCAUAUCUGAAACUCCCAAGUUCACCUGCUCUGAAGUGGUCAUGGGGCGGCCACCGAGAGACUUGUUCAAGUGACCAGAGUCCACGGGUGAGACAAAAUCCCACACACCUGCUCUGAGCCUAACCUGAUGUGUUCUUCAGGGUCAGAUUUAGGGGAAAGGAUGAAGGGGGGAAAAGUACUCCUGUUGAAAACCAGAAGCACAAAUUUUGGUGAAUUGGAAUUUGUGAGUAGAUGCAACUGAGUGACUCAGGUCUCUGCUCAACGUGUCUCCAACAGCUGUCGCACUGGGGACCAUCUGCAUCAGUUGGUUUAACUCUGAGAGGUACCUGGGUCCUUCCCAGACGGUGCCCAGAGCCACCCCUCCUGCUACACCGUUUAUACUGCCAGGCUUCAGCUGCAGACAAAAGGAUCCCCGCCAGUGCUUUACAGGGACAGGAAUUUAAGCAGGAUAUUUAAUACUUUACAAAAUCAUCUGAAGAACCACAGAAGCAGCCUCUAAGUGGAGCUUCCAAAAGCA
Lontra canadensis (Northern American river otter) is the source of this 2202-nucleotide messenger RNA. It is a transcript of the gene FCRL4, whose product is annotated as Fc receptor like 4. The record is from RefSeq and is a predicted model, not a curated record. Gene Ontology annotation, molecular function: transmembrane signaling receptor activity. Gene Ontology annotation, biological process: cell surface receptor signaling pathway. Lineage: Eukaryota; Metazoa; Chordata; Mammalia; Carnivora; Mustelidae. The transcript has 12 exons. The coding region runs from base 175 to 1590 and encodes 471 amino acids.